AUGGGCGACGUGGACUUGAACUCUGACCCCUGCUCCUGCCCGUCCUCCCCUCUGUCCCGCUCUGGUGUCUCCCCUCCCUCGCUGGAGCCCUCCUCCUCCUCCACCCUCCCCUUCAGAAACGGAGUCAUGCUCUUCAUGCUGUCUGUGAGCGCGGAGCAGCUGCAGAGGUUCAAGGAGCUUCUGGUGGAGGAGGACCCCAGCCCCGGCUGCACCCCGCUCGCCUGGGGCCAGCUGAAGUCAGCCCGCUGCGGGGAGGUGGUCCAUCUGCUGACCGAGUACUUCCCGGGACGGCGCGCCUGGGAGGUGGCUCGUGACAUCUUCGCCAAGAUGAACCAGACAGAGCUGUGUCUUCAGACGCAGAGGGAGCUGAACGAAAUGUUACCUAACUUGGAACCGGAGGCCUCGAGCCUGAGAAGGAGGGUGCUGACUUUGGAGGAAGAUGAGUCUGAUAAAAUUCGGGAGUACAAGGCACGUGUGAUGAGUGAGCAAUCAACCCUGUGCGACAGGACAUCUUGGCCUGGGAACAACGUGGACUUCUUUUACCAAGAGCCCUGCAGAGAAGACACUCUCCUGCAGUGCCUUCUUCUCCCCAGAAAGCCCCAAGGAAGACAGCCCAGGACUGUGGUCCUGCAGGGAGACGCCGGUGUCGGGAAAACCACCGUGGCCAAAAAACUGAUGCUGCAGUGGGCGCAGGACACGUUCUACGCCCACAAGGGCUGGCUCGCUUUCUACCUCCACUGCCAGGAGCUGGACCGGCCGGAGGAGCAGAGCUUCUCCGAGCUGAUUGCCCACAAGUUGUCUGGGUCUCCGGCUCUCACGUCUAGGAUCCUCUCCCACCCAGAGCACCUCCUCCUCCUGCUGGACGGCUUCGAGGAGCUAACCUUGACCCUCAUAGACAGACCGGAGGACCUGAGUGAAGACUGGGGCCAGAAAAUGCCAGGCUCCGUCCUCCUGACCAGUCUGUUGAGCAAAAGGAUGCUCCCUGAUGCCACGCUCAUCGUCUUCCUGAGGUCCAGCUUGUGGAAGACCGUGAGCCCCUUUCUGAAAGGCCCCUUUCUGAUCCCCCUGACGGGCUUCAGCGCACCUGAGAGAUCCAUGUAUUUCAGGUCGUACUUCAAAAACAGGCACGAUGCCGACGCAGCCUUGCGUUUCGCCACGGGCAACGCGGUCCUCUUCUCCAUGUGCCGAGUCCCCGUCACCUGCUGGCUGGUGUGCUCUUGUCUGAAGCGGCAGAUGGAGAGAGGAAGCGGCCUGCCGCGGGCGUUCCCCAACGCCACCGCCGUGUUCGUCCACUACCUCUCCGGCCUGUUGCCAACCAGGGUGAGGCACGUCGGCGGCGAGACCCACCAGGAGCAGCUGAAACAUCUGUGCUCCUUGGCUGCAGAAGGCAUGUGGAAGAACCAGUGGGUGUUCGGUGAGACGGACCUCAGCCUGGCCAGACUGGACGAAAGGGACGUCGAGGCGUUUCUCGGGGUGAGGGUCCUCCGCAGGGCGGUGGCCGGCGGAGACCUCGUUGCCUUCACCCACCCGAGCUUCCAGGAGUUCUUUGCCGCCCUGCUCUUCGUCCUCUGCUUCCCGCAGAGGCUCAGGAAUUUCCAGGCGUUGGACCGCUUCCGCAUCUUACAGCUGCUUGCUCAUCCCGAGAGAAGGAGAAACCACCUGGCCGGGAUGGCGCUCUUCCUGUUUGGCCUGCUGAAUGACACGUGCGCCCUGGCCGUGGAGCAGCUGUUUGGGUGCAAGGUGUCCCUGGGGAACAAGAGGAAGCUGCUGAAGGUCGCCACCCUGCCGCCCGACGGGGACCUCCCGACCCCGCAGCACGGGCUCCCCCAGCUUCUCUACUGUCUGCACGAGAUCCGGGAGGAGGCCUUCGUGGGUCAGAUCCUCCACGACCACCGGAAGGCGCGGCUGGCCAUCAGCAAGGUCAGAGACCUGCAGGUCUCUGCCUUCUGCCUCAAGUUCUGCCCACGGCUGCAGGAGCUAGAACUGGCCGUCGCCUGGGCCGUCGCCAAAGCGACCAGCCUCUCGCCAGGCCGGCUUCCUUCCCCCCGACCAGAAGGCAGUGACAGGAGUUCUCUCUGGUGGCAAGACUUCUGCUCUGUGUUUAAGACACACGAGAGUUUGGAAGUUCUGACUGUGAAAGACAGCGCGAUGGACAUGGAGGCCGUGCAGAUUCUUGCCGCAGCCCUGAGGCAUCCACACUGCAACCUCCGAAAACUCAUCUUUAAGCGUGUGGGCCCCCUCGUGGUGAGUGAAGGCAUCAUCAGAGUUUUGGUGGAGAACCAGUACCUGAGGCACCUGGAAAUCCGAGACACGGAAAUGGGCCCCCGAGUGAUGGAUGCUCUCUGCAACACCCUGAGACACCCGCGGUGCUUCCUGCAGUGUCUCAGGCUGGAAGGUUGCCCGUUCAACCCCACCAACAGGGCUGACCUCACCAGGAGUCUCAAGAGGAACAUCCAUCUGAAGACCCUGAUGCUGAGACGUGGCUCCCUGGAGAGGGGCGAGCAGUGUCCCCCCGUGCUGGCGCCCCAGCUGGAGAGGCUGUCGCUGGAGAGCUGUGACCUCACGCUGCUUUCCUGCGGAAGUCUUGCCUUUUCUCUCGUGAGUAACCAGAGUCUGACCCACCUGAGCCUAGCAGAAAAUGCCUUGCAGGAUGACGGGGUGAAGCAGCUCUGGAACGUCUUAAGACACUUUCCGUCUCCUCUGCAGAGGCUGGUGCUGAGGAAUUGCGGCCUGACCUCCGAGUGCUGUCAAGAUAUAGCAUCUGCUCUUGGUAAAAAUAAAAACCUGAGAAGUCUGGACCUUGGCUGUAACAGCCUGAGGGACAACGGCGUGGCCCUGCUGUGUCAGCCCCUGUUGAACCCUGACUCUGGCCUCCAGGUUCUCGAGCUGGAGGAGUGCCAGUUCACCUCCGUCUGCUGCCCGGCCCUGACCUCCGUGCUCCUCCACAACCGGACCCUGCGGCACCUGGACCUCAGCGGAAACGGCGUCGGGCUCCGGGGCGCCAAGCUCCUGCAGGACGCCGCCCUGAAGAGGGUGCUCCGCCCGGAGGUCGUCCUCAAGAAGAGACAAAGCCGUGGUGUGGACAUGAUGAGGAGACUGGAGGGCCCGGUGGUGAACAUGGAUGUCCUGCAGGUGGUUCAGGACUGGAAGGAUGAGCUCUGUGAUCAGGCCGCAGGGACGGUUUGA
This is a messenger RNA of Budorcas taxicolor (takin), 3186 nucleotides long. It is a transcript of the gene NLRP8, whose product is annotated as NLR family pyrin domain containing 8. Gene Ontology annotation, biological process: regulation of inflammatory response. The record is from RefSeq and is a predicted model, not a curated record. Bases 1 to 3186 code for a protein of 1061 amino acids. Gene Ontology annotation, molecular function: protein binding. Gene Ontology annotation, cellular component: cytoplasm. NCBI's taxonomy places the organism in Eukaryota, Metazoa, Chordata, Mammalia, Artiodactyla, Bovidae. The transcript has 10 exons.